Molecule: messenger RNA, 351 nt
Organism: Peromyscus maniculatus bairdii (prairie deer mouse)
Lineage: Eukaryota; Metazoa; Chordata; Mammalia; Rodentia; Cricetidae
Source: RefSeq, a predicted model, not a curated record
CAAGGAUGAUGCUCAGAAGCAUUCAAUAUGGUCCAUCAUUUGACAUACCAUCAUAGGCUUUCCUACAACACAGCCUCCAACAAAACUAGGCUGUCUGGAACCCCUGGCAACAGAAAGGUUGGAAAAGCACCUAAAUCUGCAUGCGGUGUGUGCCCAGGCAGACUUCGAGAGGUUCCAGCUGUGAGACUAAAUACCUUAAUGAGAUUGUCUGGGAUGAAGCAUGUCAGCAGGGACUACAGUGGUUUCUUGUGUGCCAAGUGUGUCUGUGACAGGAUCAAGCCAGCUUUCCUUACUGAGGAGAGAAUUGUUGUCAAUGUGUUGAAGGCACAACAGAGACAGAAAGUGAAAUAA